CAGCAACCCUCUUAUUUAUCUUCUCCCUCCUCUUCCCUAUUGUCCCCCUCUCUUCAACAAAAAAGGGGAAAAAAAAAAAUCAAACCCAAACCCUAACCCUGAUUCCCCAAUGGGAACUGAGAUCAACGACCCUCUGAUCGUCGCUCCCAAAGAGGAGGAGCAGGAGGAUUCGAUCCCAAUUCCACACUGGAGAGAGCAGAUCACGAUCAGGGGUUUGGUCGUGAGCGCUGUACUGGGAUCCCUAUUUUGUAUAAUAACUCACAAGCUGAAUCUUACUGUUGGGGUGAUUCCGUCGCUGAACGUGGCGGCGGGGCUUCUAGGGUUUUUUAUGGUGAAGAGCUGGACUGGGGUGGCUGAGAAAUUAGGGUUUGGGGGGAGGGCCUUCACGAGGCAGGAGAACACCGUGAUUCAAACUUGUGUUGUUGCUUGCUACGGACUGGCCUUUAGUGGGGGAUUUGGAUCAUAUAUGCUCUCAAUGGAUCAAAAGACAUAUGAGCUUAUUGGUGCUGAUUAUCCUGGUAACAGGGCUGAAGAUAUUAAAAAUCCAUCUUUGGGUUGGAUGAUAAGUUUUACGUUUGUUGUCAGUUUCCUUGGGCUAUUUAGCCUUGUUGCUCUUCGGAAGGUGAUGGUAAUUGAUUACAAGCUUACCUACCCGAGUGGGACAGCUACAGCACUGCUUAUAAAUAGCUUUCACACUAAUACUGGAGCUGAGCUUGCAAGGAAACAAGUCCGCUCACUUGGAAAAUAUCUUAGUAUAAGCUUCUGCUGGAGUUGCUUUAAGUGGUUCUUCAGUGGUGUUGGUGAUUCAUGUGGCUUUGACAACUUCCCUACCUUGGGGCUUGUCGCAUUCAAAAAUACGUUCUAUUUUGACUUCAGUCCAACAUAUAUUGGAUGUGGUCUCAUUUGCCCCCAUAUAGUCAACUGCUCUUGUCUUUUUGGGGCCAUUAUAUCAUGGGGUUUCCUUUGGCCAUACAUCAAUGCGCGUGCUGGGGACUGGUACCCAGAUAAUCUUGGAAGCAAUGACUUCAAAGGUCUUUAUGGAUACAAGGUUUUUAUUGCAAUAUCCCUUAUCCUUGGAGAUGGUCUUUACAAUUUGAUUAAGAUAAUAUACAUAACUACAAAGGAGAUUUUUAAUGCAAGGAUGAAAAAGAAUGCCCUCCCUCUUGUUUCAGAAAGUAGAGACCCCCAAGAUGAUGACUCCAAGCUACUUCUUGAAGAGAAGAUUCGCAAUGAGACAUUCGUUAAAGAUAGCAUCCCAUCCUGGUUAGCUGCCUCCGGCUAUGUUGCCUUCGCUGCCAUCUCCACAGCCACAAUUCCAUCCAUCUUCCCCCAAAUCCGGUGGUACCUAGUUCUUGCCUGCUAUUUCGUUGCCCCCGCCCUGGCCUUCUGCAACUCCUAUGGCUGUGGCCUCACUGAUUGGUCUCUUGCUUCCACUUAUGGAAAGAUCGGCCUCUUUGUCUUCUCCUCCCUCGUUGGCUCCAAUGGAGGAGUCAUUGCUGGACUUGCUGCUUGCGGUGUAAUGAUGACCAUUGUUGCUACGGCUGCCGACCUUAUGCAAGACUUCAAGACAGGUUACCUCACUUAUUCAUCACCUCGCUCCAUGUUCGUGUCCCAGUUGAUUGGUACUGCUCUUGGUUGUGUUAUUGCUCCGCUCACUUUCUGGCUUUAUUGGACUGCUUUUGAUAUUGGAUCGCCUGAUGGAGUCUACAAAGCUCCAUACGCUGUGAUCUAUAGGGAGAUGGCGAUUUUAGGUGUCGAGGGGUUCUCCGCUCUCCCUAAGCAUUGCCUACAGCUUUGUUGUGUUUUCUUUGUCCUUGCUCUGGUCAUUAAUCUGCUCAGAGAUAUUUUGCCCAAGAAUAUAUCAGCAUAUAUUCCAAUACCAAUGGCGAUGGCUGUACCGUUCUAUAUCGGGGCUUACUUUGCUAUCGAUAUGUUCGUUGGUACUGUGAUCUUGUUUGUAUGGGAGAAGUUGAACAGAAAGGAGGCUGAGGAUUUUGCUGGAGCAGUGGCUUCUGGGUUGAUUUGCGGUGAUGGAAUCUGGACCGUUCCUUCGGCGAUUUUAUCAAUAUUUAGGAUUGAUCCGCCGAUUUGCAUGAACUUUGUCCCUGCAGUGAGUAGCUGAGGUAUGGAUGUUUGGUGAAUGAUAUGUCUGGUACUUGUAGAAUGAUCUGUUUGUAAAUAGACAAUGUGUUCUUUCAUAUGUUCCAUGGUCUUUGAGUAAGCAUUUGAUGUAUGAUUGAGUUAAAAUUUACAUUGUAACUAUGAUAUAUUUGGUUCAUUUUUAAUCCGAGAUAUUUCAUGAUAUGAUUUUUA
This is a messenger RNA of Asparagus officinalis (garden asparagus), 2313 nucleotides long. Its product is annotated as probable metal-nicotianamine transporter YSL6. Gene Ontology annotation, molecular function: oligopeptide transmembrane transporter activity. NCBI's taxonomy places the organism in Eukaryota, Viridiplantae, Streptophyta, Magnoliopsida, Asparagales, Asparagaceae. The coding region runs from base 110 to 2122 and encodes 670 amino acids. The record is from RefSeq and is a predicted model, not a curated record. The transcript is spliced from 7 exons. Gene Ontology annotation, cellular component: vacuolar membrane.